This is a messenger RNA of Aspergillus pseudoviridinutans, 2751 nucleotides long. RefSeq lists its product as uncharacterized. The record is from RefSeq and is a predicted model, not a curated record. The transcript is spliced from 2 exons. Gene Ontology annotation, molecular function: protein binding. Lineage: Eukaryota; Fungi; Ascomycota; Eurotiomycetes; Eurotiales; Aspergillaceae. Bases 1 to 2751 code for a protein of 916 amino acids.
AUGGGCCUCUUUUCCAAGAUAAGAGAGGUGCGACAGAAGAAAAAGACCAGCGGAUUGAAGGGAAGCGCCGGGCUUCCCUCUCCGACCGCAGGGCCACCAGCGUCUGGGCCUGCUAAAACUUCCUUAAUCCCUACGUCCACUGUACAGCCUCCCCGGCAGGUCGAGUUGUCUGCUCCACUGCCUCCGAAUGCCACUCCCGCCUCACCGGAACCCUCUACUCAGCCAACCGCUUCUGACGCGACCCCUCUCCCCCGGAGCGACUUCGAACCGUGGACUCGGGCUUACGAGAUAUUGCAGACCCGAGAGCCCGAGUUGAUAGAAGACUACAAGAAGCACUUGGGCUCCCUGCAACGUGAUGGUGCAACUGACGCAGACCUCUCAACUCCCCGGUCGGUUGAAUCAAUCGUGAAGCAGCUGUUAGACGAUCGGGAGAAGAAGCAGUGGCGAGUAUCAUUACUGGUGAAGGAGGUAAAGAUACGAGAGCAAGCCGAGAGGUUGGUGAAGUUCCUCCUCUGGUCUGACCCGGUAGUCAAGAACGCUCUCAGUGCUCAGCCAUACGCUGCGUUGGCAUGGUCCGGUGUUUCAUUGGUUCUCCCCCUACUCAUGAGCGGCGUUACAAAAAAUGAGGCUAUGUUGAGAGGUUUCAAUCUGAUUGGCGAUGUCCAAGUCUACUGGGAUAUCUGCGAAAAGACGUAUCUCAGGUCCUCACAUCAACAAAAUUACCAAGACCUCAUAGAACCCUUAGCCAAGGUCUAUUCGCACAUCAUUGAAUAUCAGGCGCUCGUCAUAUGCCAUCUCUCUAGAGCUCAACUCUCCCGUGCAUGGCAGAACGUGGCUGGUUGGAAUGAUUGGGAUGGAAAAGCAGCAAAGAUUGAUGAAUUGAGCAAACAAUGCAGUAGCUACAUUUCUCCUCUCGAAGCAAAGGAACUCCGCCAGAAUAGGGACAGUCAACUGCGACAGAUGCAGGAGUCGCGGACCAUCCUUGAUGAAAUUCGGAUGGUUCUGGAAGCGGAUAGUAAACUGACGCGGAGGAACUAUGAAGACCAGAAGGAGCGAGAUCUUCUUCAAGAUCUCGCAGCGGACUAUGAAGGCUACAAAGACUUCAACCCAACGAGGGUCCAGGGCACAUGCGAGUGGUUCUUCAAGGACGACAGAUUCCGCAAAUGGCGGGACAGCAACACUUCUGGUCUCCUCUGGGUCUCUGCUGACCCUGGUUGUGGAAAGUCGGUCUUGUCGCGGGCUCUGAUCGACGAGCGGCGACUGUCUACGAAUGUCACAACAUCGACUGUCUGUUAUUUCUUUUUUAAGGACGGAGAUGAACGCCGAAUGUACGCUACUAAUGCUUUGUGUGCAAUACUCCACCAGCUUUUCACGCAUGAUCCCGCUAGUGGCCUGAUAGGACAUGCACUUCCUAGCCAUAGGAACUAUGGCAAAGGUUUAGCCCAAAACUUUUCCGAGCUGUGGCGAAUCCUCAUGGACUGCGCCGACUCACCAGAUACUGGAGAAAUUGUUUGCGUCCUUGAUGCCUUGGACGAAUGCAGUGAGCAUAGCAGGCGGCAAUUAAUUAAAAAGCUGAAGGAGUUCUAUUGCCAGCCCUCACGUCCAGCCAAUCCACUCUCAAAGCUCAAGUUCCUGAUCACCAGUCGCCCAUAUGACGACCUGGAGAGAUCUUUCAAAGGAUUCUCUGACACCACCGCGUAUCUGCGUUUUGACGGCGAUGAAAAGUCUGCGCAAAUCAGCAAAGAGAUCAAUCUAGUCAUUGAUGCCAAGGUGGAUGAAAUUGCUCGUGAUUUCGAGGAGGGUGACCGUCGAAAGAUUUCUGAACAACUAAAGAGCAUGGAAAACCGUACAUACCUCUGGUUAAAACUCACAUUCGACAUCAUUGAGCAGAGUCCGACUGAAUAUGGCAGGCGAUGUGAUGUGGAAACACUCCUCUCUGAUCUGCCGUCCGAGGUAUCUCAAGCAUACGAAAAGAUCCUGGGCCGAAGCAAAAACAAGAUUAAAACAGAGACUCUCCUUCAGAUCGUUCUGGCUGCGGCACGGCCUCUGACACUUGAUGAAGCUAACGCAGCCUUAACGCAAGCUUUGCAGAAGCUACGGUUUAUUUCUUAUACUGAGCUGGAGUCAAGUCUAUGGUCCCCAAAGGUCUUCAAGAGCAUUGUGAAAAAUCUAUGCGGUCUCUUCAUCAGCGUCUAUGACUCGAAGUUUUCCUUUAUCCACCAGACAGCGAGGGAGUUCCUCAUCCAUCCUGAACGAAAAGGCAAAUGGCAAGGGCGGCUGAAUAUGUCAAAGUCGCACGGUAAAAUGUCACUGGUCUGCCUCGCAUAUUUGUCAUAUCUGGACGGGCAGAGCCCAGUCACGGAAAUCAAGGAGCAAUUUCCGCUGGCGCAGUAUUCCGCGCGGUACUGGAUGGAUCACGCAAGGCAUGCCGAGACUCAGAAGGACGUCCAAGAAAGCAUCUUGAACUUCUUCCAGCAAAGGGAAGCGUAUGAUGUCUGGGGAGAUCUUUUUGACCCGGAUCGUCUUGGGGAUGAAGAACCGCGGCGAUGUGUCAAGAUGGCCACUCCAUUAUACUACGCAUCCUUAGCAGGUCUCCAACGUACGGUAGAACUACUGAUAGAGAAAGGCGCCGAUGUGAAUGCGCAGGAGGGCCGUUAUGGCUAUGCUCUGCAGGCUGCUUCUCAGGGGGGCUAUAAGGAGGUGGUGCAGCUACUGCUGGAGAAAGGUGCUGAGUAUGGUAAUGCUCUAUAG